This is a messenger RNA of Anarrhichthys ocellatus (wolf-eel), 1095 nucleotides long. It is a transcript of the gene thoc3, whose product is annotated as THO complex 3. Gene Ontology annotation, molecular function: protein binding. Bases 1 to 969 code for a protein of 322 amino acids. The transcript has 6 exons. The record is from RefSeq and is a predicted model, not a curated record. Lineage: Eukaryota; Metazoa; Chordata; Actinopteri; Perciformes; Anarhichadidae. Gene Ontology annotation, cellular component: THO complex part of transcription export complex. Gene Ontology annotation, biological process: mRNA export from nucleus.
AUGGCGUCGCGGUACUACACGGAGAUGCAGGAGAGCUUCAGGAACAACAACAAGAGCCGAGAGUUCGCGGCUCACACGGCUAAAGUACACUCGGUCGCGUGGAGCUGCGACGGAAGGAGGCUCGCGUCCGGCUCGUUUGAUAAGACCGCGAGCGUGUUCGUCCUGGAGAAGGACCGGCUGGUGAAGGAGAACAACUACCGAGGCCACAGCGACAGCGUGGAUCAGCUCUGCUGGCAUCCAACCAACCCGGACCUCUUCGUCACGGCGUCCGGAGACAAGACCAUCCGCAUAUGGGACGUCCGGACCACCAAGUGCAUUGCCACAGUCAACACCAAGGGAGAGAACAUCAACAUCUGCUGGAGCCCCGACGGUCAGACCAUCGCUGUGGGUAAUAAGGACGACGUGGUGACGUUCAUCGAUGCUAAGACGCACCGAUCCAGAGCGGAGGAGCAGUUCAAGUUCGAGGUGAACGAGAUCUCGUGGAACAAUGACAACGACAUGUUCUUCCUCACCAACGGCAAUGGCUGCAUCAAUGUCCUGAGUUACCCGGAGCUGAAGCCCAUCCAGUCCAUCAACGCUCACCCGUCUAACUGCAUCUGCAUCAAGUUCGACCCGAUGGGGAAAUACUUCGCCACAGGAAGCGCCGACGCUCUGGUGAGCCUGUGGAACGUAGAGGAGCUGGUGUGUGUCCGCUGCUUCUCCAGGUUGGACUGGCCCGUCAGGACGCUGAGCUUCAGCCACGAUGGGAAGAUGUUGGCGUCGGCCUCCGAGGAUCACUUCAUCGACAUCGCAGAAGUGGAGACAGGAGAGAAGCUGUGGGAGGUUCAGUGUGACUCUCCGACCUUCACCGUCGCCUGGCACCCCAAGAGGCCUCUGCUGGCCUACGCCUGCGACGACAAGGAGGGCAAGUACGACAACAACCGGGAGGCCGGAACCGUAAAGCUGUUUGGUCUCCCCAACGACUCCUGAGAGACGAGCAGAUCAGUUUGUUUGUUUCCUGCUUUAAACUCUCUGUGCCUCCAGCAGAUGGCGCAGCGACACACAACUCCCGUUACUGUAAUAUAUUGUCUUUUGAUAUUAAAAUGUGUCUCUUUG